GCGAACCAACGCGUCCGCUUCAAGCCGCCUCGUCACAAUCGCCACGCUUCUUCCUCGACACGACACCCACCGCGCGCCCGACGCCUCUCCUCCCCUUCCUCCUCCCGCCGCCGGCCCUAGCUCUAGCUGGUGCCUACAUUCUCCGACCGAUCGCGGCCGACGCGCCCCUUAGGGACCUCAGCUGGCCGGCCCGCUAGCUCGUCUUCCCGCCGUCGCGGCCACUCGGCAGGAGCACGCACCGGCGCUUUCCGGCUCCCACGCCUGAAGCGCAAGGUCGGUCGCCGGCCGGCCACAGGAUGGAUGAUGAUUUUGCUGCAGCCGAAGCUGAGCAGCUUGAAGAGGUCCUCCGACUCUCAUCUCAGUCCGCGACGAUGGCAUGUGCGGUUUGCAGACUGAUGACAGUAUCACUGGAAGCAUCAUGGAAACCUGAGAAUUGUGAUCAUGUCAUCUGUAUUGACUGCUUCGCCAAAUACACAACAGAGACAGUGGCCACAGAGAUGCCAAAGUGCCCGGUUGCUUCUUGCAAAUAUCAUGUCGAUCCAGAGAUACAUGAACUUAUGGAAGUAGACGAUGAUGGCAGCCUGAUCGCAAUCAAAGAGAUCGAUGAUGGCAAAGGGAAGGAACAUCCCUAUAAUGGGCUGGAAGAAUUCGGGCAAUGUUCCGGCAGUGGCACGAUGAUGUGUGCAGUUUGGAGGUUGAUGACAGUAUCACUGGAAGCAUCGUGGAAACCUGAAAACUGCGAUCAUAUCAUCUGCAUCACCUGCUUCGCCAGAUACACAACCGAGACAAUGGCCACCGAGAUGCCCAAGUGUCCGAUUACUUCUUGUGAUUCUUUGUUGAAGCCAGACACGCCACAAGUGAUCGAUAUCGACGAUGAUGGUGAUACGGGCAGCUCAUCAUCGAUCAGAGCAAUAAUAGACAAAGGCAAGCAACCGUGCAACGACGUGCUGCAAGAGUUCGGCCAAUGUUCCAGCGGCACAGCAAUUGCCAACGACUUCUACUGCACCAUCUGCAUGGAGGAAGUGCCUGCCAUAGAAUGCUUCCCGGUCGACGGGUGCACGCACGCGUUCUGUGUCAGCUGCGUGAGGCAGUACAUUGCGGCGAAGGUGGAAGAGAACGUGCUGCCCGUCAGGUGCCCCGACCCGGGCUGCAAGGACGGCACGCUGCAGCCGGAGGCGUGCCGGGACGUGAUCCCGACGCCGCUGUUCCAGCGGUGGGGCGCGGCGCUCUGUGACAUGGCGCUCGAGGGGAUCAAGUUCUACUGCCCCUUCAACGACUGCUCGACGCUGCUGGUCGACGACCACCAGGACGGGGACGCGGCGAUAAGGGACGUGGAGUGCCCACACUGCUCCCGCAUGUUCUGCGCGCAGUGCAAGGUGCCGUGGCACGACGGCGUCGAUUGCGCCGAGUUCCAGCGGCUCGGCAAGGACGAGCGCGGGCGGGAGGACCUGCUGCUGAGGAAGGUCGCGCAGGAGAGCAAGUGGCGGAGGUGCGGCAAGUGCAAGAUGUACGUCGAGAGGGUGGAAGGCUGCGUGUACAUUGUCUGCAGGUGCGGCCACCACUUCUGCUACCUCUGCGGCUCUGAGAUGGCGAAGGGCAACCAUCGUUGCAGCAAGUGCAAGCGUACGUGGUGAUCGGUGAAUGGUCUGCAGAUGCCGCGACGCUACUUCAGGGAAGCAAGUUCGUCAUGUCAGUACUAUCGGCUUAAAAACUGGACAGUACUCUACUAGGGUAUUACUACUGAUUCAGUUAGCAUUGCUAGCUCGUGCAGCUCUGAUGCCAUUACUAAUUUUAGUUGACAUCAGAAGUGGCAACUGUAUGAGCUCCAUUAGUAAUCAUCACUAGAGUGUUGUUCUGGGGAUUAUUCCUGAUGAAGGAGCUGGCCAGUUUCUCAGUAAGAAACUAAUAGGCUCUAUAGCUUAGAGGCCUACUGGAUGUCAUGCAAACACUGUGCAUGUCGAUGACGGAAACUUUUUACUAUUAAUCUCUGCUAGACGGGUUUCUCUCGCCGUAACUCUGCACAUGACUGAAAAUCCAUCGUCCAUCCUGAUAGAAAUAGAAACGGCAUUCUGCAACCAAUAAUCCAUUUAAUCUGUUUGUGCACUACAUAAACACAUGGGCAUCAACAUUACUAUGAAAUUCCUAUGCUGCUGUUUGUGCUUGGAACAGUGGGCUGACACUCAUCAAGAUUACUAUGAAAUUC
Triticum urartu is the source of this 2203-nucleotide messenger RNA. RefSeq lists its product as uncharacterized. Gene Ontology annotation, biological process: protein ubiquitination. The record is from RefSeq and is a predicted model, not a curated record. Lineage: Eukaryota; Viridiplantae; Streptophyta; Magnoliopsida; Poales; Poaceae. Gene Ontology annotation, molecular function: ubiquitin-protein transferase activity; zinc ion binding.